UGAGCGCUGGAGAGCUGGAAGAGAAGGUCGAGGAGGAAGACCAAAGAAAUCUCUUUGUUCGUGACAUGUGGAGACAAUAGAAAGUACCUCAGCGCAGCAUCACUGUCCGAUCAGCGGUCAAAGUAGAGGAGAGGAGCAAAAGAAAAACGGAGAGCCUGAUCUUUCCCCCGCUUCAGCACCGCAGGGAGGAGACACGCAGAGGAGGAAAGAUUCCCCUAAGCGCAGUGAGAGCGUCGGAUGAGGAGAAGAGGAGAGCGGAGGGCAUCGGAUAGGCAACAACAAGGAUGGCAGCUCCAGACUUAUUGGACCCUAAAUCCGCCACUCACAACACCAAGCCCCGCCUCUCCUUCUCCACAAAGCCAAUCACACUGACUCCCCGGGAGGAGAGUGAGGUGGUUGCCACAGUGAUGAAAUGGAAGACGGUGACCGCCAUCUUUCUUUUGGUGGUUCUGUACCUGGUGAUGGGAGCAGCAGUCUUCAGAUCCCUGGAGCAGCCUCACGAGAGUGCCCAGCGUUUGGCCAUCCUGUCCCAGAAGCUGGAGUUCCUGUCCAGACACUCCUGUGUGAACCAGAGCCAGCUGGAGGAGCUGGUGAAGCAAGUGGUGUCUGCGAUCCGUUCAGGAGUGAACCCUGCGGGGACACUGACCAAUCACAGCAGCCUGUGGGACCUGAACUCUGCCUUUUUCUUUGCUGGGACUGUCAUCACAACCAUUGGUUUUGGGAACAUCUCUCCUCACACAGAAGGCGGAAGAAUAUUCUGUAUCGUCUAUGCGUUGCUAGGGAUCCCUCUGUUCGGCUUUCUCUUGGCUGGUGUAGGAGAUCAGCUCGGCACCAUAUUCGGCAAAGGCAUUGCCAGAGUGGAGAAAAUGUUUGUGCACUGGGACAUCAGUCAGACAAAGAUCCGGGUGAUCUCUACCCUGCUGUUUGUGUUGUUUGGCUGCCUGCUGUUUGUGGCGCUCCCAGCAGCCAUCUUUAAAUACAUCGAGGGCUGGUCUGCGCUCGAGUCCCUUUACUUCGUGGUCAUCACCCUGACUACCAUUGGAUUUGGGGACUUUGUAGCAGGUGGGUCAGAAAUCGAGUACUUGGAUUACUAUAAACCAGUUGUAUGGUUCUGGAUUCUGGUGGGACUGGCCUACUUUGCUGCCAUCCUCAGCAUGAUAGGAGACUGGCUAAGAGUCAUCUCCAAGAGGACGAAAGAAGAGGUAGGAGAGAUCCGUGCUCAUGCUGCGGAGUGGACGGCCAACGUCUCAGCAGAGUUUAAAGAAACUCGUCGGCGUGUUAGUGUUGAGAUCUAUGAUAAGUUCCAGCGUGCAGCGUCAAUUAAACGCAAACUUUCCACAGACCUGGGAUUCAGCCCUGCCCCUGAAGUCGCAAUGCCCAAGAGGACUGUGUCGGUCAAUUUCAAUGAGGAACGGGACAAGAACGAGAAGGAGACCGGGCUGCAGGGCUUGACGACACCUCUGGCCAGAAACGGCAGUUUGUUCAUGAACGGUUUGGACCCAGAGAGAGGAGAUAUCUCAAUCAUUGAACAUCUCAAGUAGAAAGACGAUGGCCUUUAAAAAUCCUUCUAAGGCCUUUCCAUUUGCUGUCACUGAUGGCAUCAGUACUGAGACCAGAGUUUCUUGACCAAAUGAACUGUUUCUAUUCACAAAUUAGGUAAUAGCGAGAAUGUGGUACUUUGUGACCCCAGCAGGGACAUGGUGACCCCUCUACAGGGAGGCUGGAGUAAAAGCCUUGCUCAACAACACUCCAGUGGAUUGUUGACAACGGGACACCUUUCUCACCUCUCCACCCUCGUCCCAACAGUGCAACAAAGAACAAGAAGAACAUAUAGUGCAUGACUUGUCCAAAACUGCAUUUAAUGGGUGUCUGUCAACCAAAUCUCACUCAUAUCUGGGAAAAAAGCCAAGUUGUCAUGUAGUAGUUAAAAUUUGCUGAAUGACAAUAAAAUGUUACAUAUCGAACAUACUGUAUAAAAAAAAUAACAGCAUUUGGUGACCUAAUAUUGAAUAGUUGCAAGAAUGUCCGAGGUGCCUGGCUAUGUUUGCACCAUUUUAAAAUUUCCAACUUUAACUAUUUAGGAUGUACUACACAGCUUUUCAGCUUAUAAACAAAUUUUUGUUUGUUUGUUUUAUUUUGAUUUUUUUGUUUUUUUGGGGGGGUUGCUUUCUUUGUUUGACAGUUGAUAGCAUAGAGGCAGACAGGAAACACAGGGAGCGAGAGAGAAAGUAUGACGUACAACAAAGGUACCAGACUAAAAUCAGAUCAUGAACGGAGCGGUUAUAUGGUAUGUGGCUGUUUGUCAUCUGAAUGCAGAAGAACACUGACAAGUAGGAUGUCAACCUCAUAUGUCAAAUCAAUGACAUGUAAGAAGUAUUACAUACAUGAUGGGAUGUGAUGACAUCAGAAUGGUAAAAGUUAGAGAAGGGGCUGUCUGAACUACAAAGGAGGAGGACAUUGAUCAAGCUACAAACUGAACACAGAGAACCUGUGUGGAGUCUGGAUAGCAGGUCCUUUACAUUUAGACUGAGCUCACAUUAGAGCAUUGUUUAUUGAUUUGGGAAAAGACCAUAGUUGCUGCACCAAAGUUUUUCUAAAACAUAAAACUUGAAAGCCUCUGUAGUUUUAAACUCCAAAACUGUUUGUAAUUCAAACAAUUGGAUUGGCUUAAAUAAGUAAACAUUUUUUUAUCUGAAGCUUUUUUGCCAGUCAUCUCUAUGACUGUUUUAUAGAGUAGCUCAGAUAAAUUAUGUUUUACUUUAUCAGUUUUGUCACCAGUGGUGUAAAAAUCACAUGCUAGUUUGCUAACAGAUAUAAUUUGUUUUUAAUAUAGUUUACUUCCACAGUUUGUGUGGUAAAUGUUCCAAUCUACAGAAUUAGAUUCACAGAUUUUUAAAACAGAUUUUUAAAGCCAUGACUUUUUCCUGUUACUGUUGCCAAAUAUUAUUUUCAUUUCAAUGUAAAACUUCUUUCCAAUGAUUCAAGCAGGCUGAUGAGUAACUAAACACUCACCUGUAGUUUGGCCAGAUUGGAGGGUGAGUAGCUUCUGAUAAGAGCCAAUAAUCAAAAGGGUCUAACCUCUGUGGUUUUUAGUGGCAGCCAUGUUAGUCCUACAAUCCUGUUGUUCAGAAAGGAAGUCUUACUACAACUGUAGAUCUUUUUGCAAUGUGUUGAUAGAGGGCACCAUUACAUACAAUAUUUGCAACUAACUCUUCUCAGUUUUAGAGGAGAGGCAGAAGCUGCAUGUGGUUUGAGGAGUGUCUCUCUCUCUGAUUAUUUGGAUGUAAUUUUAAAAGAACUGAGAGCACUGAUCUCUGAGCUCUGUGAGAUUUGUAAAACCAUUCCUGUGCCUUAAACGCUUUACUUUGCCUGCAAGGCCAAGCUCAGGACACUAUGAGGUGGACCAAUGAUUUCACAAGUGUUUAUAUGCAGUGAUCUGAUACGUCAAUCAGUAAAAAUUGGGUUUACUUGAACUGAGGAAAAUUAGGUGUUUCAUAAGCGCAGUGAUGAUGGUGAAUCCUGUCUAACAAAUAUAAGUCAGUUGUUCACUCUCAUGAUGUUCUGCUGGCCUGGAUCCACAUGUGAUCAUAUCUAUCCAAUAAUUUGUCUUUUCUAUAAUAAUAUAAUUUGUAUGGCUCAGUGGAUCAAGUAAGUAAACUGUUGCAGGCUUGACUGUUUUAUUUUCUACAGUGGCUGGAAGCAGUAAAUGAAUGAUGCAGUGCCCAUUUGAACCAAUUGGUCAACCAUUAAAAGGUUUAUCUAUGUGAACUUUUUAAUCAUUUAUGAUUCUAUCUUGUAUCAGAGUAUUAUAUCCAGCAAACAUCCACUUUCAGCUGAGCAACCCAAAGCUGCUAAAACUAAUAAUAAUAAUAAUAAUAAUAAUAAUGAUCUGAGUUGUACAACCACACGUGUUGCACAAACAACCUUUGAAUCUUUAUAUCUCAUUGUGAACUGUCAGACUUUUGGCAUCCUGGAAAACAUUAUAGAAAAUCAAACCAUACCAUUAAUGUUGCAUUAUUGAGGUGUGAUAUGGUUUGAUAGGAGGGUUCACAGGUGCAGACAAUUACAGUGCAAGAAUAAAUUCAGUUUUAAUACCCAGCUUACACACACACACACACACACACACACACACACACACACACAUACACUGAGGGUUUGCUUCCAUGUGUAUGCCUGCCGUUGAAAAUGCACUUUGAUUUAACAGCCUUUGAACGUAACAACAUGCUGCUGCUUCUGCAGCUAACCAGUCCAUCCAGUCAGAAGGCUUUGAUUUUGUUGUUAUGUGGCAUUAGAGGCGAGUACACGGUCUACCACACAAACUUUUAACCCUUAGAUUACUGCGCACAUACACUGGUAGUUUGAAACCAAUAUCUGGCCCUCUCAGAAUUUACACAAAGAGUUUUCAAUUAACCUACUGAAUGUAAUGACAGAGAAAAUUAGAAAUACAUCAAUGGUGCAGCCUGGAGUUGUAUAUGGUUCCAAUAAGAUGCUGAGAACAACACAUAAAAACCUCAUACCUGAACCAGAAUAAAUCAGAAAACUUUGAGAAUCCUGCACAGUUCCAGUUCUUUGAUCUAUUUUCCAGUCAUGAUUGACUGGUAUCUGUGAGAAGUGAUAUGGAUUCUUUUACUUCUAUUGGAUGUACUGUGCUGGUCCAGUCUAAACAUCCUAACCGAACUGUUUUGACUUUGACUUGACUAUAGUAGUGUUUUUUAGCUAAGCAUUAACUGUAUGGGUCUGUAUGGUUCAGUACUAACACUGAAUGGAAACAGUAGUGGCUGGUUGGUCUGACUUUGCCUUCUCUCUUCACUGUUCAGUUUGAUAGCAAACAUAUGACAUUUUACACAGCCACCUCUUUAGCUAAAAUGAAACUAACUCUAAAACUUUUUCAUUUUCUGCUAAUGUGUUAGAUAUGUUAAUGCUUUUAUGACUGCAAUCAUAAAAACUGUGUAUUUUUCUAAACUGUUUCUACACUGAUGUGAGAUUGGGAGAGCACAUUGUAAAAAUCAUGUCUGUAGACCUAAUCUUAACACAAUGUAAGUUUUUUGUACAAUAUGUGACU
This is a messenger RNA of Seriola aureovittata, 5062 nucleotides long. It is a transcript of the gene kcnk2a, whose product is annotated as potassium channel, subfamily K, member 2a. The record is from RefSeq and is a predicted model, not a curated record. The transcript is spliced from 9 exons. Gene Ontology annotation, molecular function: outward rectifier potassium channel activity; potassium ion leak channel activity. Gene Ontology annotation, cellular component: membrane. Gene Ontology annotation, biological process: potassium ion transmembrane transport; stabilization of membrane potential. Bases 285 to 1541 code for a protein of 418 amino acids. Lineage: Eukaryota; Metazoa; Chordata; Actinopteri; Carangiformes; Carangidae.